AUGUUAACUCAUCAUUAUCCAACAAAUUUCAAACAACAAUUACCUAAUGAUCAUGAUCUUACUGAAUUAUCGUGGUUAACACGAUCAGAUAUGUUCGAUCAACGAUCAUCAAAUUCCGUACGUCAAUUGCCUAAACUUAGUCAAAGUUUACCAAUAUAUGUGACAGAUAAAGAAGAUAUUCCUCGUCAUCAUCAUUCAUCGCCAUCAAGUCUUAUUGAUUCAUCUGAUAGUGAACAUGAUAAUGACUCAUCAUCAUUAAAUUCUUCAAGUGAACGUGUAACAACAGUAAAUUUAACUGAUAUUGUUUCACCACCACAUUCUGCAUUAUGUUUUUGGAUAUUAUUUGCUAUUGAAGAAUCUAAAACACGUUCAUUGACAUUAAAUGAAAUAUGUGAUUGGAUUGAACGUCACAUUGAACAACAACAACAAUUAAAAACAACGAAUCCUACAUCAUCUGAUGAACAAUUAAUUCGUAGUGCACGUUUAAAGAGUAAAAUACGUUAUCAUAUGACAAAACAAAUCUCAUUUUUUGUUAAAAUAAUCAAAGACCCGGUGAGUGGAAUUAAAUUACGUUAUCCAUUAUGGGCAACAGAUCGUUCAAAACGUCAAUUAUUACUUGAUACAUUAUUGACAAUGAAUACACGUCAAUUAUCAUUAUACACGCAAUAUACAAUAGACAUCUAUGAACGUUUAUGUUCAGAACGACGACUAACAUUGACACGUAAUACUAAUGAUGAAAAUAGUUGUCCAACAUUAUCAAAACAUAAUACAAAACGUGAUAAAACUAUACAUCGUCUUGGUUCAUCAGAAGAAUCAAAUAAUAAUAAACGAAAAAAACAAUAUUCGAAAAAUGAUUCAUCAACAACUUCUAUUCCUAGUGUAGAAGUUGUUGAUGCUGCUAUGACAUUAUUACUUUUACGAAAACCAAAAUGA
Rotaria sp. Silwood2 is the source of this 933-nucleotide messenger RNA. NCBI's taxonomy places the organism in Eukaryota, Metazoa, Rotifera, Eurotatoria, Philodinida, Philodinidae. The record is from the annotation of a GenBank genome assembly.